AUAUGAUUGUGUUUGCCAUUGGGGGAAGGAAGGGGGGGAGUGGCUGGCGCUUUCGCAAGCCAGGAUGCUUUGCGACGCGCGCCCCAUAUCGAUGUCUCCCUUCGCUGGUUAUGACUCGCUAGCACUGGCAACCGCAUGCUCAUUGUUCCUCUCCUCUCAUAGCCCAUCACGAAUUGUCAGUCUUAGAUCUGGACGACAUGUCCUCUGUUGCUUCGUCUGUUGGAAGUGGCCGACCGACGGCACUUUCGGUAGAACGCGCUCAACGCGUUGGGAGGGACGAGCGCCAAGUGACGGCUGAAACGCGUCGCAGGGCGGUACCUGGAAACGGAGCGGGCGAGCAUGGAAGUGUGGAAAAGGCAUAUAAGUACACACCUGUAGAACCAUAGGCCCCAGUCGCUUGUGGCCUCACCAGCCUCUCACUCCUUUGCACCCAUGAGACGGGAAGGUGACAGCGGGGUAACACCCUUGCCGCACCAGGAUCUCCUAGAUCGUCACCAGGCAUACUAUUGCUACAAAAUGCACUUCACACUUGCCUAACUUCUUC
This is a messenger RNA of Laetiporus sulphureus 93-53, 544 nucleotides long. RefSeq lists its product as uncharacterized. NCBI's taxonomy places the organism in Eukaryota, Fungi, Basidiomycota, Agaricomycetes, Polyporales, Laetiporaceae. The coding region runs from base 198 to 386 and encodes 62 amino acids. The record is from RefSeq and is a predicted model, not a curated record. The transcript has a single exon.